Messenger RNA from Arthroderma uncinatum, 708 nucleotides. Its product is annotated as FAS1 domain-containing protein. The record is from RefSeq and is a predicted model, not a curated record. The transcript is spliced from 2 exons. Lineage: Eukaryota; Fungi; Ascomycota; Eurotiomycetes; Onygenales; Arthrodermataceae. The coding region runs from base 1 to 708 and encodes 235 amino acids.
AUGAAACUCGUCACUCUUUCUACUCUCCUACUGUUGUCGUCUCUGUUCGCAGUUUCCUGUUCGCACUGGAACCCUCCCAUACUAUCGAGAAGGCGAUUACUCCCACGAGAAUAUCGAAGCCCGAAGAACCUCGACAAAGGGCAGAAUAACAUCGAUAGACUUAACCGGAGCCCUCCAAUAGACUCCGACGCCAUCCCGCAGUACGUUCUACCUCCGUCUAAAGAGACAGCUCGCGGCGAUAUGGGUGGCGGUGUCCGUGUGUCAGAUAUCCUAGGGAAGACUCGAGAGGUCAACAUGUUUGCCUCCAUGACGCGAGGUGACGAGAAUAUCUCCAUGCGUCUAGACAACGAUAGCAAGGAUACGAUAGUCCUAGCUCCUAACAAUGUUGCUAUCCAACGCCUAUCUCACAAGCCAUGGGAGAAUCCUAGCGAAUACACGGCCUUUGGAACACAGGAGGCGUAUGCGGGUGCAGCAGGGCAGAAACGAGCUUCUCAAAACCUGGAGAAGUUUGUUGCAGCACAUUUGAUACCUCAGGGCUCUUGGAAUGCGGGCAAGGAAGUUGAAACUCUUGGGGGAAGGAAAAUAUUCUGGGAAGAGAAGGAUGGGAAGAAAUACAUCCAUCCAGGCAAUAUCGAGGUUGAGGAUAUAGUCUCUCAGGUCGCCAAUGGUGAAGUUUGGGUUAUAAACGGCGUUAUCGACUACUUGUGA